AAUGGAGGAAGAAAUCAACAACAGCAACAAAAAUAAUAAUAUUAAACAAAAAAAUGAAAAUAAGCAAGAAGAAUUAAAUGAAAAACAAAAGGAACGAAAAUACCUAAUAACAAGAAAUUUACAAGAAAUUUUGGGGGAGGAUAAAUUGGUUAAACAAAUAAUAACAGGGAAAAAUAUACAUGUUUAUUGGGGAACUGCAACAACAGGAAGGCCACAUGUUGGCUAUUUUGUACCAAUUCAAAAGAUUGCUGAUUUUUUGAGAGCUGAUAUUAAGGUCACUAUUCUUUUUGCUGAUCUUCAUGCAUCUCUCGAUAAUUUAAAAAGUAAUUUUGAAUUGUUGGAGAAUCGUUUACUUUAUUAUGAAUAUGUGAUUAAAGCUUUAAUGACCGCUUUAAAUGUUCCUUUAGAAAAGUUACAUUUUGUACGUGGUCAAUCUUAUCAAUUGUCUGAGCCUUACACAAAAGACUUGUUACGGUUAUCCUCUUUAGUUAGCCUUCGAGAUGCAGUUAGGGCUGGCGCUGAAGUUAUAAAACAAAUGGAUGAUCCUUUGCUUAGUGGCAUUUUGUACCCUUUACUUCAGGCAUUAGAUGAACAAUAUUUAAAAGUUGAUGGACAAUUUGGAGGAUUAGAUCAAAGAAAAAUAUUUAUUUUGGCUGAGGAACAAUUACCAAGAAUUAAAUUAGGGAAACGUUUUCAUUUGAUGAAUCCAAUGGUUCCGGGCUUGACAGGCUCAAAAAUGAGCAGUUCUGAAGAAUAUUCAAAAAUAGAUUUACUUGAUGAUCCUGAUGUUGUUAGUACAAAAAUUGAUUCAGCAAAUUGUCCAUCAAUUGAAUCUGGUAUUGACAAUGGGGUUCUAGCAUUUUAUCAGCAUGUUGUUUUUCCAAUUAUUGGAGGGAGUAUUAUAAUGAAUAACCAACAAUUUUGUGAUUUUCCGAGUCUUCAAAAAGCAUUUAAAGAAGAAUUAAUUAAAGAAAAUGAACUCAAAAAUUAUCUUAAACAAUUUUUGAAUGGAAUUCUUGCAAAAGUACAAGAAAAUUGUUUUAAUACUCCAGAAUUUAAAGAAAUACUUUCUAAAGCUUACCCAAAGGUUUUUGUUAAUAAUGAUGAUUUUAGUAAACUUUGUGUAAAUAAAAUGGAAGAAAAAAUUAUUUCUGAUUUUGGUACUUUUGGUGAUAAAUUUGAGUUUAUUCCGUCAAAAAAUAUUACUCAAUCUUCUUUAAUAUUUAACAUGGAUUCAUCAGUAGAGCAAUCAUGUCCUUUAAAAAUUUUGUGGAGAUGUUCACCAAAAGGAAAUUUUACUUUAGCACAUAUUUAUUCUCUUGUUCAAUUGAAAAUUUUUUGUCAAAAAGGUUUUCAAUGUACAAUUUUAAUUUCUGAUUUGGAUGCUUUUUUGGAUAAAUUAAAAUGUCCUUGGCAGGAUUUGAAGAAACGAACAGAAAAUCAUUUGAAGAUAUUAAAACAACUUUUAAAUCUUUUGGAAAUGGAAAAUGUGUCUAUUUGUUUAUCCAGUGAUUAUGAAUUUGAAAGUGAUUUUACUCUAAAAAUGUAUCAGGCUGUCAGUGUUGUAACAAGGGAUCAAACGUCACUAAUUUCGGAAGCAAAUACUGUUGGAUGUCAUCUUUGUCCAAUAUAUUUUGCUUUGGAUAUAUUUUAUGGAAAUUAUGACAUUGUUUUAAUUGGUCCAAAUCAAAAAGAAUUUGCAGAUUUAGCUUUAAAGAUUAAUAAAGAAUUAAAACGAGAGGACACAAACAUGCCGGCUUUUCUUAUUUUGCCAGAAAUAAUUGGAACAGAUGGCCUUAGAAUGAGUGCUACAAAGCCAGAUUUUCAUUUAAAUAUAAACGAUGGGUUGAAAAAAAUUCGACAAAAAAUUGGAAAAUCUUUUUGUGAACCAGGAAAUUUGGAUAAGAAUGUUGCUUUAGAAUUGUGUAGAAAAAUUGUUUUUCCUUUUGCUGAAUAUUUGAAAUGGAAGGAAAAAAAUAUUGGUGGGGGUGGAGCAGAAUUUAAAGAGCUAACAAUUAAAAGAUCACCAGAAAAUGGGGGUAAUUUAAUUGUUAAAAAUUAUCAAGAACUUGAAUCUUUGUUUUUAUCAUUAAAUUUACAUCCUGCCGAUUUGAAAGCUUUUCUUGUUGAACAAUUAGAUGCAUUUUAUUUUGAGCCUAUUCGAAAUAAUAAAAAAAUAAUGGUAAGUAAAUAA
Molecule: messenger RNA, 2194 nt
Organism: Meloidogyne enterolobii
Lineage: Eukaryota; Metazoa; Nematoda; Chromadorea; Rhabditida; Meloidogynidae
Source: the annotation of a GenBank genome assembly